Molecule: messenger RNA, 1149 nt
Organism: Pseudopodoces humilis (Tibetan ground-tit)
Lineage: Eukaryota; Metazoa; Chordata; Aves; Passeriformes; Paridae
Gene: C4H18orf32
Product: chromosome 4 C18orf32 homolog
Source: RefSeq, a predicted model, not a curated record
GCCCUGCGCACCCCGCCCCGCUCCGCACGGCCCGCGCGGGCCCGGUGGCGCCGGUAACGGGGGGCUCACGGACCGUACCGGCCCCAACCGCCCUCGGAGAGCAGAACAGCAACGCCUGAUGUGAGCCAGCCUCCUUGGCUGGCUCGUCCUUUAUGGAAAACGGGGAAAACCCUGCGGUUUUGCCCUUUGGGGCGUUUUCCGGCGGCUGGUGACGAAGCCGUGCCGUGCCGAGGUGGCGGAGCAUCACCAAGUCAGCGCAGGAAUUCAUCGGGACGGUGUUUCACCUUGAUCCCAGGGACCGCUGGUGCAUCAGGCGGAGGGUAAGAAGGAGCCAUGGUGUGCAUUCCCUGCAUCGUGAUCCCUGUUCUGCUCUGGGUCUACAAGAAGUUCGUGGAGCCCUACAUCUACCCCGUGAUCGCGCCCUUCAUCAAGCGCAUCUGGCCCAAGAGGGCUGUGCAGGAGCCAGACAACUCCAGGCAGGGGCCAGGAGGCAGCACUGGGGACCCUCAGGGACCUGCAGCCGCCAAAAGAGACUGGGAGGAUGAAUCUGGAAGCCAAAAAUCUGAAAGCAAUGGCAUUGCAAAUGGAAGUGCUGCAAAGAAUUCCACAGCAGUUGAUGACAAGAAAACAGCUUAAAGGAGUUAAUUCCUAAGGAUUUUACUCCCUCAUGUCCAGUAUGAACUGCUGAUAUUCCUCUCACUUUGAGACUUUUUUCUUUGCACAUUUUAGCUGAAUAAAAACUUUAUUGCUUGCAGGAGGAGGUCUCUUUUGUCACUAAAAUGGCAGCUGGCUCAUUUGUUUAUUUAAAAUAUUUGAAAGCUGAAGUUCUUUUUAUUUUCUUUGCUGGAACUACUUUUCAUCUACCAUCUGUUUGGUGUGAUUAGAGUUUAGGUUAAAUAAGAAUAAAUCUAUCUGUAGAAGGUAAAUGUAUCUUAGCAUCUUGAUGUCACUAAGUGCUAGUGCAGUACUUGAGGCUUUCACCUUAAAGGCUUUAUCUGUUCUUGGUGAAGAACUGUGGACUGCAUUGUGACAAAAGCUCAUAAUUUAUCUGUGAAGAAUUGAGAUUUUUCAUGUCAAAUCUGUGGAUGAGCUAAAGGAGUUAUACUAUAUACAGAAUUUACUUAGCUUACUAAAAGCAGAAAGUCUUGA